This is a messenger RNA of Thalassophryne amazonica, 4000 nucleotides long. RefSeq names its product suppressor of tumorigenicity 14 protein. The coding region runs from base 492 to 3212 and encodes 906 amino acids. Gene Ontology annotation, cellular component: extracellular region. Gene Ontology annotation, molecular function: protein binding; serine-type endopeptidase activity. The record is from RefSeq and is a predicted model, not a curated record. Gene Ontology annotation, biological process: proteolysis; complement activation; acrosome reaction. The transcript has 19 exons. Lineage: Eukaryota; Metazoa; Chordata; Actinopteri; Batrachoidiformes; Batrachoididae.
CACAGGUUUUGUCAGGAUUAAAGUGUGACUCAGACUGUUUGUGUUAAUGUUAAAGUAAAAGUAAACCCAUUUCCCUGUAGCAGUUUCAUGAUUAACAUUAUGAAGGAUUUCAGCACAAUAGAAAAGUUUAAUCCAGAGUUGUAACUGCCGGGUCUGUCUGGCUUUGUGCCCCUGAGGAGCACCCAAAUGGCUCAGACUUUUAAACCUAACACACGCCCCCCUCAGGCACUCUUUUGUCCCCCCAAGUUUAACUCCCGCAUACACAGCGUCGACGUUUGCACACAAUAUUUGUCGCACUGAUGGUUGUGUGGAUUGUACUCUUUCAUAGUGGUCUCAUUGUGCCGCACUGCAUUCUGGGGAUGUGUGUGACACCUGCCUCCCAGGUAAAACGGGGAGGCAGUGAAUGCCCACCGCAUCCGAGCCAUUCAGGUCAUAUUUCUGCGCUUUUUCGAAGCGAGCGAUAACAGGGAUUUCCUCUCUCCAUCGUUUCUAUGCCUGAGUUAUUGUUGCGUAUUGCCUCUCGAGCUGAACGGGACCGUGCCAUGAGGACUCUCCCUAAAAGCAAAACUUGUGAAGUGUACUGUAUCUCCGGUCAUGAAUACUCUGGCUGCUCCGCUGCUCAGGGGGGGGGGAAGCUGAAGGAGCCCAGCCUGUCACUGAGCCCCUGUGCGGCGCCUGAUGCUCAGGUGGGCCACAGGUCAGAUGGGGGCUUAGCUCCAACCUGUGGCUCCUGGAGGAGGUGGAUGUUCGGCCUCCUGCCUUUCCUCCCCUUCACUGCUGCCGUUGCACUGACUCUUCACUAUUUAACACCUCCGCCCUCCUCAGUGUUCUUCCUCGGUGGCAGUGUGGAGUUUCCAAACCUGAACUUCUCAUCGGAGCUGACUAACUCCACCUCUUCGCAGUUCCGCCUGCAGGCUCAGGCUUUGAAGCAUUAUUUUUCAGAACUGUAUGAUUCCUCUCCAUGGAGCUCUUACUACCUGUGCUCAGGUAUUACUGCAUUCAGUGAAGGAGUGAAAGGGCUCAAUGUCUUCUACUGGAGCAAAUUCUCUGCUCCAGACGAUGUUGCCAUGGUAAUCUGGAGGUCCAGCCCGGACAGACUGCAACGCAUAAUACCCAGCAGCAACAAGUUACUGCUGCGUGACGUCCGCAAUGAGCAGCAUUACUACAUGGGGCAAGAUGAUGACAUGCUUCACCUACUAGGUUUGGAUCCACCUGACUUUGACUCAGAAGACAAAACAGGCAAGGUUAAGAAUCCAAAUAGCAUCCAGAGUGGGAAGUGGCAGCUCGGCUUCCAAGCUAUGUCCUUUGACCUCUACGCCAAAUAUGGCAACAACCGCACCCUGAGCCUUGUGAGUCCCAAGAAGCCAUACUACCAGUGGCGUCUGCGCGUGCCCUCGGGUCAUGUGGUGCAACUUGUCAUCCUCACCCUUCAUGGUGCCACGCCUGGAAGCUGCACCGCCCACAAACUCUCCGCCUAUGACUUCUUACUUCCUUUACAGAACAAGAUAAUUGCCAGGUGGUGUGGGCUCCCUGUUUUGGGUUCAUCACCUGUCAUGAAGCUGAUGUCUUCUGGGAAUGUGAUGCUGGUCACCUUCUCUUUCAGCAGACAGCGGGACGGAGCAAUCUUCAAAGCUUAUUUCCAGGCCAUCCCAAAAGCAGCUUGUGAAGGCUCACUUUCCUUAUGGAAUGGCUCCCUUUCUUCACCUUAUUACCCCUCCUACUACCCUCCUAAUAUCGACUGCACCUGGACACUGCGGGCACCAUUACCAGGAUAUCUGAUCUAUAUUACGAUUGUAAUGUUGGACAUUGAAGACGCCUCGUCAUCAGAUGGCUGUGAAAAAGACUGGCUGGACAUCGGAGGAGUCAAACUGUGUAACCCUGUGUUGGACACCAGCAAAAAACGAGUCUACUCAUCUCCUCUCUCCAUCCACUUCCACUCUGAUGAAUCUCUCACUCACAAUGGCUUCUACCUGCUCUACCGAGCUUUCUCUCCAGAGGGCACCUGUCCUCGCCAGUUUCGCUGCGGAGAUGGACGCUGUAUCCCUCUGAGGAAGGUGUGUGAUGGCGUUAAAGACUGCUCAGAUGGACGGGAUGAGGCUAAAUGCUCGUCCUGCAGGCCAGGAGAAGUGUUGUGUGGGAACGGCCAGUGUAAGCCGCACGCCAGCCAGUGUGUGAGCCAGGGCUCCUGUAGAGACAGCAGCGAAGAGGGCACCUGUGGAGGUAAAUGUUACCACGUGUGUUCCAACAAGGUGUGUCUGCCAAAAUCAGCAGUGUGUGACGGCGUCAUAGAUUGCAAAGACCGCAGUGACGAACUCAACUGUACCAGAGCGUAUUAUAAAGGCUGCUCAUCAUCUUCCUACAAAUGUGCCAAUGGUAAGUGUGUGAACAAAGUGAACCCUGAGUGUGACGGAGUCAAAGACUGCUCUGAUGGUUCUGAUGAACUGCGUUGUGGCUGUGGCACCAGGCCCAGGAAACGAACUAAGAUAGUUGGUGGGUCUGAUGCCGGAGCAGGAUCAUGGCCUUGGCAGGUCAGCCUUCAGAUUGAGCGCUACGGUCACGUUUGUGGAGGCACAUUGGUUUCCAACCGCUGGCUCAUCUCUGCAGCACACUGCUUCCAGGACUCUGACACUAUUAAAUACUCUGACACUCGUUCAUGGAGGGCCUACAUGGGAAUCCGUGUCAUGACCUCCACCAAUAACGGAGCAGCAACCAGACAAAUCCGUCAGAUUGUCCUCCACCCGCGAUACGACCAGUUCACCUCUGACUAUGACAUCGCCCUCCUGGAGCUCAGCACACCCAUCUUUUUCAACGAGCUGGUGCAGCCCGUGUGCAUGCCCGCCCCCUCACAUGCCUUCAUCACAGGGACCAACUGCUUCGUCACAGGUUGGGGGGUCCUCAUGGAGGAUGGUGAGCUGGCUUCUCGCUUACAAGAGGCACCUGUGAAGAUCAUCAGCAGGAACACCUGUAACAAACUAUAUGAUGAUGCUGUCACUCCCAGAAUGCUGUGUGCUGGGAACCUGCACGGAGGGGUCGACGCCUGCCAGGGAGAUUCUGGAGGUCCACUGGUGUGUCUGGAGCGCAGCAGAAGGUGGUUCCUGGCUGGAAUCGUGAGCUGGGGUGAAGGCUGCGCCAGGCAGAACCGCCCCGGGGUCUACACACAGGUGGUCAAAUUCUCUGACUGGAUCCAUCUGCAGACUAAAGGACAAGUGUGAAUAAACAGCAGACAGCAGUGAACUGUGGAGCAGACAGAGACAGGGCAAAGGUUUCAGAGCUGAAGUCCAUGUUCAGACUGAACCAUGAUAACAUGGCAACACAUUCAGGCAGUCUUUGGGAGCGUGGCCAUUGCAGCAGGAGCUCAGAGGUCCUCUGUCCGCCUGCAGAGCGACCAGCUUCCCUUCAGUUGUAGCUCAGCCACAUGUUACACUGACAGUGGCUCUGUUGGAUUGUGCAGAAAACUCACCAUUUACAACUCCUGUGUGAGGGGUGGAGCCAGGAGUUCAGUUUGAGGGAGGUCCACUGUCCACUUGUCAUCAUCCUAGUGCUUCAAUACUGAAUUUUUAGCUGAAGGAUUUGGUUCAUGCAGUGUUUCAGGUAUUUUAACACAGAAUCAUUUUCCUUUGCAAUUCACUGAUAUCAGUUGUAAACUCUGGAUGAAGCUUUAUCUUUACUGCAGCCUACAGACGAGUAAAGCCAUGAAGCAGCCAUCAUACCACUCUCUUUGUAUUCUGAUGGAGGCACUGUGUACAGGGGCAUGUGAGUCAACAUCUGUUCUUUUUGGAUUUCAGACAGAUUAACACUCAGUUUUGGAAAACAUCUGAAAAGAUCCAUUUAAAGUUUAUUUAAUUUAUGAAGAAUUGGUGCUGAAGUCAUAACAUGUGCAUCUCAAAAACAUUUUAUAUUGUAGAAAAAAGUUCAAUAUUUUUGUCAGUAUUGUCAGUAUUAUGUAUUCUCAUUAUAUACGAUACGUUCGGAAAGUAUUCAUAGCGCUUCACUUAUUCCA